Messenger RNA from Trichobilharzia szidati, 656 nucleotides. The record is from the annotation of a GenBank genome assembly. NCBI's taxonomy places the organism in Eukaryota, Metazoa, Platyhelminthes, Trematoda, Strigeidida, Schistosomatidae.
GUGGAAUCAGAGAACUGUCCAGGUUUCAAUCAAGCAAUGCUUGCCGGGAAACCAGUUUAUACAGAAAAUUUCCCAUCGUGUGCAGAUGGCUUAGCAAUCGCCAUGGUUGGCGUCAAUGCAUUCCAGACGUGUCGUCAUCUCGUGGACAAAGUCAUCACACUGAACGAGUCACACAUACAUCGGGCAGUUGUACGCCUGUUGGAAGUGGAGAAGUGUGUUGUCGAGUGUUCAGCGGCGACGUCUUUGGCUGUAAUCAUGGCUGACAUGUUACCGGAAUUAGUCGGCAAAAAAGUUGUCUGCCUACUAAGCGGUGGUAAUAUUGACACUUCAAUGUUGGGUCGUGUCAUUGAUCGGGGCUUGGCACUUGAAGGUCGUCUGUGUCGUUUCAUCGUUGUUGUAGCCGACCAGCCUGGAUGUAUUGCAGACUUGUGUGCAGUGUUGAAGCAGAUUGGAGUUAGCAUUAAAGAUAUCAGUCAAGAUCGUACAUGGUUGAAGUCGAGUGUAUUUGAAGUUCAAGUGAAGUGUAUCUGUGAAACUCGUGAUUUUGUACAAGCAAGUGAUCUGGAGCGCGCAUUGAAAGCCAAGUAUAAACAUGUUGUCUGGGGUGAUGAGUCCAUUUGGUGAUUAUUAUUAUUAUUAUUACUAUUAUUAUUAUU